This is a messenger RNA of Thalassophryne amazonica, 1743 nucleotides long. RefSeq names its product SH2 domain containing 5 (gene sh2d5). Gene Ontology annotation, cellular component: postsynaptic density. Lineage: Eukaryota; Metazoa; Chordata; Actinopteri; Batrachoidiformes; Batrachoididae. The record is from RefSeq and is a predicted model, not a curated record. The transcript is spliced from 10 exons. The coding region runs from base 187 to 1467 and encodes 426 amino acids.
GGGAGCGCGCGCAUACACACACACACACCUGGGACUCGCGCGCCAGGUGAAGGUGAGGAGUGACGGCGAGAAGGAGGCGACUGAAAAACAUUCGCUUGCUAGGCAUCAGCAGGGGUCUCCAACCCUGCUCCAGGAGGUCACCUUCUGGUUGUGAUUUGUGUGGGUUUGCAGAGAUAAACGGGUAACAUGGGCGAGGCACCAGUCGGAGAAGAUAGCACGGUGACACGAUCAGCAGAGUAUGUGGGUUCUUUUCCUGUGGACGACAGCUGCUUGGAUGAUCAGAUUGAGCAGCUUCAUGCUGCGCUGAUGUCCCUCAAAAUGUGCAAGAGACGCAGGCCUGUGUCCCUGAAGUUCUCCAUCAAAGGUGUGAAAAUGUACAAUGAGGAUGAAACGACGCUCCUGAUGGCUCACGCACUGCACAGAGUCUCAUUGUCCACUGCUCGGCCCGUUGACUCCCAGUUUGCCUUCAUCUCCCACAACCCAGGCAGCACCGACGCCCAGCUGUACUGCCACGUGUUCAAUGCAAGGCAUUCCCGAGCGGCUCAGUUCCUGAACCUUCUGCUUUGCCGCUGCUUCCAGCUGUCUUACUUGGACAAACAUCCAGACGAGGCCCAAGAAGACUCAGCCGGCCGCAAGCCUCAACGUAACCCGUCGCUGCUCAAUCACGGGUUCCCUCUCAGUGUUAGUGCUCUCGUGUCCUUCAGGAGAGCUCCGUUUCAGGGAUUGUUGCCUGGGAUUAAGAAGAGCUCAAAAGCAUCCGGUGAUCAGCAAACCAGCCAAGAAGAAACCUUUGUGACCUCCUCCCCCUCACUUGUGCGCAAGAAAGCCAUUCGUGAGAAAGUCCUGCGCUCUGGGGCAUACCGCUCCUUCACGUUCACGCCGCUCAAACAGCGCUGUGUUCAGGAGCGACUGGGCUCCUCACAAGGUGGGCCAAGUGUUCACAAAGCGGUUUCCAGAGUCAAAAAGCUUCUUAGUCUUGGAUUAUACUGGAGGUUUCACUGUGGAACAGGAAAGGAACAAGACAAGGACGUGAGGAGUUCACAUGCCCCCAGCUUGGCCGAAACGGAAGAGGCAUUGGCUCAGGCGGUCUGGUGUUGGGCUGGCAUUGCGACUGACAGCAGCUAUUCCCUGCUUGCAGAAGAUGUUCUAGGAUCAUACCUCCUCUGCCCACAUCCCAAGAAACACAAGUGUGGCUCUCUGAUCAUUCGUUUCCCCUGUGGACUCGUCACCUACCUCAUAGAAAACAGCCGCAAAGGCAAAUUCCUGCUGGAGAAAUGCAAGACUGAGUUUAGUUCCUUAGCAGAGCUGAUCGAACACUACACACAGUACCAGGAUGAGCUGCCGUGUCUGCUGAGCUGUGCCCGCGUCAAUCACUGUUACGAGUGGGAAGAAGAUUCCGGCAGACGGCAGCCAGGACGGCUGAGUAAGAAUCUGAACAAAAGUACCCACAGCAAGCAAUGGGUUUAAACCGUGGACAGUGCAAUACGUGGACUACUAACCUCUACGCACCCAAAAAUACUAAACCAGGACACCUUUCCCCUUUUGUGCACAUAAUGUUUUUACUGAAAAUCACAAUUGGUGUAAUAUGGAGGCUUUACAAACUGUUUAUAAAUCGCAAUGCACAGAUUAACUGUGUGCACUUACAGUGUGUAUUGUAGAAGUUUGUCAAUGUAAGGGUACUUUUUCUUUUUGUCAGAUGUAAUCUUGCUUUUUUUUUGUCUUUCUGUUUAGUCUUUUUUCUUG